This is a messenger RNA of Pecten maximus, 1551 nucleotides long. RefSeq names its product peptidyl-prolyl cis-trans isomerase H-like. Gene Ontology annotation, biological process: protein folding; protein peptidyl-prolyl isomerization. The transcript is spliced from 7 exons. Gene Ontology annotation, cellular component: intracellular membrane-bounded organelle. The coding region runs from base 51 to 638 and encodes 195 amino acids. The record is from RefSeq and is a predicted model, not a curated record. Gene Ontology annotation, molecular function: peptidyl-prolyl cis-trans isomerase activity. Lineage: Eukaryota; Metazoa; Mollusca; Bivalvia; Pectinida; Pectinidae.
UACAUACUCAAAAAAGUUGAUUAUCGACCUCGAUAACAAAUUUUGAAAACAUGCACGAGACAACGUCAAAGGAAAACCCGAUCGUUUUCUUCGAUAUAACCAUUGGAAAUACGGAAGUUGGUCGCAUCAAAUUUGAGCUGUUUGCUGAUGCUGUUCCAAGAACUGCUGAAAAUUUCAGACAGCUAUGUACCGGGGAGUACAGAAGAGAUGGAGUGCCUAUUGGCUACAAAGGAUGUAUAUUCCACAGAAUCAUUAAAGACUUCAUGGUGCAAGGAGGUGACUUUGUAAAUCAAGAUGGAACAGGAGUCUGCAGUACAUACGGUGGAACAUUUGCUGAUGAAAACUUCAAAAGAAGUCAUUGUGGUCCGGGAAUCCUUUCUAUGGCUAACAGCGGAAAGGACAGCAAUGGAUGUCAGUUCUUCAUCACCUGUGCUGCCUGUGAUUUCCUCGACAACAAACAUGUGGUGUUUGGGAAGGUUAUUGACGGUCUGCUAGUUUUGCGGAAGAUUGAAAAUGUACCAACAGGGCCAAACAACAAGCCAAGGAUUGCUGUGAUUAUCUCGGAAUGUGGGAGAAAUGUGACACCUCCUAAAAUUGGUGACUCAUCGAAAAAUAAGGCGGCUAUAUACUGUGAAUGACCUAAACUCAUCAGUGUAGUUUUGGUGACAUCAGUCAUCAACGUGCAAGGCCAUGUUACUUGGCUUUACGUUAUGCAUGUUUAACUAUAAACUAGUAGUUAAUGGCGGCUGAUGCUCUGAAUUAUUCACAGAUUAAUGUGACUUUUAGACUUAUCUAUUCUCUCACUUGUUUUCAGUCAAAAUGUUUUAGCUGAUCAUUAAACAAGACAGUUAAAGUUAUGAGAUUCAUCUUCCUAUAGAAAUGUUUUUUUCAAAUUAUCAUGAAGCUGAAGAAAAAUCUAUUAUCAUUUUCAAUUUGGGAGCAACAACAUGUUGAGACUUUGUUACCUUGUGUCAUAUAUAUACAUGUUGAUAUAUGACAUUGUGUACUUUCUUUCGUUUGGUCUUUAAACUAUACACUAAUUAAGUUAGUGUAUCAAAUGGAAACAUAUUUUGUUAUUAUCAUGUCCACACAUUUUCGUUUUGCAUGUGACCAAAAAAAGUCACAAGAGGAGAACGAUAGUGUUACAUUCCUGGUGGUAUCGUCAGCAUUUCUCGUUAAAGUUUUACACUUAGAUAUUUUACUCAAAAAGUUUUAAGUUCAACUGUAACCAAACUUGGUAUAUUGUUAUAUCAGAUGGUGGAUAUCUCAACACAGUGCAAAAACUUUGAUUCAAAGUAGAGGGUGGGUUGUUUCAAAGUAGAGGGUGAACUUAUUUAAAGUAGAGGGUUGGCUUAUUGUAGUACAUUGAAAUUGCAUUUAACUUGUUAACAUUUUUGCUGAAAAUUGACAUGGGCACACUUUUUAUUGGACAUUGGCUUAUUGCUAGAUAAAUCUAAUGCAUUUCAAAUGUCCUGUAAGUGUACUGAAUGUAUGGUGACAGUGAAAUAAAGAUGAUUACAAACUUGAUGUAUACUGGAUAUAUAUACUAAA